CCCUCCCGCUCCCUCCCACCCCUAUUGUUGGAGUGAAGAUGGAGUCAAACCUCUCCCGGCUCCCUCCCGGCGGGGUCUAAGCUGGGGUUUUUUGUUGGUUGUUUUUUUUCUCUCUCUUUUUUUUUUGGCCGGUCUGAUCCCCUCAAAGCUGGCCGAGGAGGAGGAGGGAGGAGGCGGUAACAGCCACAACUCGGAAUUUGCAAGCGAGUGUCGGGAUGGGGUCUGUUUCCAACCAGCAGUUUGCAGGUGAGAAGCCGGGCGAGGAGCCCGUCGGAGACUCGCCCAAGGCAGAGAACGAGUCCCAGCCCCUGCACGGCUCCGGCAUCUGCAAGUGGUUCAACGUCCGCAUGGGCUUCGGCUUCCUCUCCAUGACCGCCAAGGGCGGCGCAACCCUGGACUCGCCCGUCGAUGUCUUCGUGCACCAGAGCAAGCUCCACAUGGAAGGUUUCCGCAGCCUGAAGGAGGGAGAAGCUGUCGAGUUCACCUUCAAGAAGUCAUCCAAAGGUUUGGAGUCCAUCCGGGUGACCGGCCCAGGGGGCGUCUUCUGCAUCGGCAGCGAGAGGAGACCCAAGGGCAAGAGCCUGCAGAAACGCAGAUCGAAAGGAGACCGAUGCUACAACUGUGGGGGGCUGGACCACCACGCCAAGGAGUGCAAGCUCCCGCCGCAGCCCAAGAAAUGUCACUUCUGCCAGAGCAUCAGCCACAUGGUCGCCAACUGCCCCGCGAAAGCACAGCAGUCCCCCAGCUCCCAGGGCAAACCCGCCUACUUCCGAGAGGAGGAGGACAUGCACGGCUCGGCCCUGCUCCCCGAAACCCGGGAAUGAUGGUGGGUGACAGGGAGGGGGGGGCGUCCACCGGGAUGAAAAGGCUUUGGCAAGGCAACGGGCAGGCCGGGAGGGCAGGGUGAAGGGCUCGGGGAGGGAGCGUGGCAGCACUAACAGUGGGGACCCGGCGUUGGGACAGAAAGGUCCUGCCGCAGUGUCCCUGCAUGGAGCUCAUCCCAUGUCCCCAGCGUGCGAAAAGCCCUGCUUUAAUUGGGAUGGCUCCUUCCAAAAGUAGGAGGAGGCAGCACACAACACACCUUAAAAAAAUACUCACAUUUGAUUAUUUUCCAAAACGAAGCCAGUAAUGUCUCUGGGAGGAAGAGCGGAGAAGCAGCACCUCUGGGAUUCGCUUAUGGAUCCUUGUUCUCCUGAGGUUCAAACAGGCUCCGGCACAGCCUGGGUGAGCUGCGGGGACCCGCUCGGAGCCCGUCCCGGCCCUCUGUGCCCCACGGAGCGGGGACGAGAGGGACAAGGGGGGCAGGCUGGCUGCAGAGCACCGGGGAGACGCCCGUGGGCCGGCCCCACGGGUCCCUCUGCUCCUCGCAGCUUCUCACUUGCAGGUCGGUGCGAGGAUUCGCAGGUUUUUUCUGUGGUCGCUCCAUUGCUGAAAGCAGCAAAGCCCAGGUUUGGAAGAACACGGGGCAUCUCUCAGGGCUGGGCUAACGCUUCAGGGCUGCGAGCCGAGGCUUGGGGAGAUCAGGUCAAAAGAAAACCACUUUAUUUUUAAAAUGUUUUUCCCCUAAGGCUUCUCAAGUGCCAGCCCAGAGAGACCAAGGUGUUUCCUGCAGCCAGCUCUUCCCUUCUACAGCUUCUCCUGCCUCCGAAACGCGGAGCCGGGGAGCGCGAGGGCAUCACGAGCAGAAAUGCUCUUGGUUGAGCCUUGGGAGCUGGACACGGGGCAGAACCGGCUCCCGGGGGUGUUGCUGGCAGCGUUUCCCACCCGGGGCUCACGCAGAUCCAGACUCCCCAGGUCUGCAGAUCAAACCCACGCAGGACAAAGAGCAUGCACGUUUCUGUUCCUCCUGCCCAUCCCACGCUCCAGAACCGUCCCCAGGGGCACAAAAAGAGGGUCCCUAGGGCGUUAGCAGCUGCUGCCCUCCCUCCCCACCAGCCCCCCAAGUCUUGCCUUUAUUUAUUGGCCCCGGUGACAGCCCUUCUCCGGGGCAGCCCCCCCGCCCGUGCCGAAGCCAAGGCCAAGUGAAACCUGCACUAGGACGUGCGUGAAUGACGUAUCUUUGGGUUUAUUUGUUGUCUUUGUUUUGUUUUCUUUUUCUUUUUUAUUUUUUUUUUUAAUAUAAAUAUUCUGGGUUUGUAUUUUUGUAUAUUUUAAUCUUUAAGGAAAAAAAGAAAAAAAGAGAGAGAGAAAGGACAUAAUUCCUGCAACUUAUUCUCAGGUAUUCGAGCAAUCUCAGGGAUAAAAUGCCUCUGUAGCCCAGUGCUGGACAGAGAGGAGGGUUUUUCUAACAGCACAAAGAUGUGACAAAGUUUGUAUUGGAAGCGUAGAUCUACCUCACUGGAUGUUCUCUAGGUGGACUGACGUGUCAUCAGGCUUUUCAGUUGUGGUUUUUGGUAUGUUUGGGCUUUGUUCUCUUUUAAUCUGUAUUUUAAUAGUCUCUUUCCCUUCUCCACUGGACUGAGGAGGAGUCUGGGUCUGUAGACCCGUGUGCGGGGAGGGAGAAGCCAGGCGGUGCCACGGGGCAGGGGACAGCUGCUAGAGCCCACAUCGGCUCCCCAGAAUCCAGAUCCGCUCCCAGCCCGGUGGCUUUCGAGGACUGUCCUCCAUUUCUCUCUCCUGCUCACGCUCCCACGUCCCCUGCCCACCGUCCCGGUGGGAACGCUCCAGUCUGCCCCGUGUGCCCCAUCACUGGGAUGUCACACGGGCUGUGGUCGGGAAGCCAGGAUGGGGGUCCCAGCCCCUUCAGGGGGACACGGCAAGAGCCGAGGUUGUUGGGAGGCUGAGGGUCACCCUCAGUCCCUGUCCUCUGGCAAGGGGACCCUCUGGGAUAAGGGAUCCGGCGCCAAGAUGGACCCAAGUCCAAGGGAGGUGCAGCUGCUUCAUCUUUCUCCUCCCUUCCUGGCCUUUUCCCCCCAAAUGUCAGCUGGGAAACUCUGAAUCCCUGCUUUUGGGGCAUUAACACCCCAACACUCCACUUUGCAUCCCCAGGGGGCCGGCUGGAGCCCUCCCGAGGAGACGUGUCGGGACGUGGGCACGGCCUCUGCUGGUUUUUAGGUAGCGAUAGCUUUAGAUGUAGAGCAGGGCUGGAACAGACGGGGAGCAUCAUCUCCAUCCUCACCAACGGGCAUCACCGGGGGGGGAUUUUUGAGGAUGCUGGAGCCCCGUGACCCCUCUGGGGCUUCUCUCUGUCCCACGAGACGUGGUUUUGGGGGAUGGAGAGCGGCUCCCCCGCCACCUUCCCGCCCUGCUCCGGUAGUUUUUAGGUGAGGUGGUGGUCUCUUCUUGGGAGGGAGGGGGGAAAGACUUUUUAGUUCUCGUCUAGAGACGGGAACCUAUACAAAACUGCUUCAGGAAAACGGCUUUUUGCCUGAUCGGGGUAAAUGCAAUAGAGCGUCUAAGCCUGGGCCUCGGUCCCGCUGCUGUGUUGCGGGGGGGCUGUUGGCCUUUCCCUGGUGCCUCAGUUGUGCUGGGAAACUGCUGCCCCCCCUAAUUCUUGUAUCUGUCUUGAAGAAUCAUGUAGGACCUUCCCCCCCUCUCACCCCCAGUUUAAUGGCUUGGUGAUUUCAUUUGUUUUCUGCUAGAUGUCUAGUGUGUGUAAAUACCUCUGUAAAUCUUUCCAGUUUCUCUCAGUAUUCUCCUUGAUUAUUGUUUACAAAAGUAAGAGGAAAAAAAAGGAAAAAAAGAUUAAAAAUAGCCAAAGCAUCUAAUAGGUUAUGGACCAGGGAGACGGGAUCUUCUCUGGGUACUCUGCCUUGCAACUCAGUGUGGGGAUACGAGCUCUGUAACCAUCGCUGUCCUAGGUAAAGCAAAUGGCUUAGAGAAUCACUCAGGUGUCCCCGGGGCCAGCGUGGACCCGGGAUCCAAGAAAACAGGGAUUUUUGUCUGUAAAGGGAAGCCACCACAUUGGAGAAGAUGGGAUUGACUCACAUCUUCUUGUUGCAUUUGCCACUGUGGUUCUUCCCGUGUCUUGCCAAUAAUUAAUUAAACUGCUGCAUCAUCACCCACCCUGCCCAUGCUCGGCGCUGGGCACUAUGCAUUACGGGACGGUGCAUCGCGGGCGGACGAGGCCGCUCAGGGUGCUGCUGUGGGGCGGGAGGGUUUGAAUGUAUAAGGAAAAGCCGCGUGUCUCUCAUGAGGGGGCGUCUGCCCCGGCGCGAAAGCCUGGAGUCACAGGAUUGUGUACGAGGAGACGGAAGAAUGUAAUCCAUGUUUACUGCUAGCAACCAAAGCUUGUGUGUGUCAAACUCGGGGAAUCUUUAUGAAGUGGGUGGGAGGGAGGGAAGAACUGGGGGGGUGUGUGUGGCUCGGGGGUUACCCCGAGUUGUGCGUCCCAAAGAGAUUUGUCUGCGGGAGUCGCUGCGGUGAGACCCCCAGUUCCUGUUCCUGCAGGCUUUCCCCCCCCCCUUUAUUAUUAUUUUUUUUUAAUUUGUUUUUGUACCAACUAUGUAAAAUGUGAUUGUUGGCUUUUAUUUUCUUUUCUGGAAAAACAAAAAAAAAUAAAGACCAUUGGCAAUGGCUGCUGGUGA
Molecule: messenger RNA, 4526 nt
Organism: Columba livia (rock pigeon)
Lineage: Eukaryota; Metazoa; Chordata; Aves; Columbiformes; Columbidae
Gene: LIN28A
Product: lin-28 homolog A
Exons: 4
Coding region: 216-824 (202 amino acids)
Biological process (GO): pre-miRNA processing
Cellular component (GO): nucleus; cytoplasm
Molecular function (GO): zinc ion binding; mRNA binding
Source: RefSeq, a predicted model, not a curated record